This is a messenger RNA of Rubroshorea leprosula, 917 nucleotides long. The record is from the annotation of a GenBank genome assembly. Lineage: Eukaryota; Viridiplantae; Streptophyta; Magnoliopsida; Malvales; Dipterocarpaceae.
CUAGGGAGGAUGUUUGUGGUCGGAACCCAUGCCUUCCCAGUGGUUUCAUAGUGUUGUUAAUUUGUUGCAAGUACGUGCUAGCACCAUAUUUUGUUGAUUAUCGGCGUCUUCCUUAAUGAGCUUCUUUACAAAUUUGCUUGGUGCAUGUCGCCGAGUUGGGAGACUACUUUGUCACCAUCAAGUUGGGAGACUGCUUUGUCGCCGAGCUGGGAGAUUGCUUUGUCACAGAGUUGGGAGACUGCUUUUGUCGUUGCUGAGUUGGGAGAGAUUGCUUUGUCACUACCGAGCUGGGAGACUACCGUUGCCAAGUUGAGAGACUGCUUUGUCAUUGUCGUCAAGCUCGAGCUUGUCUUGUCUCGUCGACGGCGUGGGGUUCGUCGCGGAACCCAGGAGCUGGGUUCGCUUGGGUUUGUCUCGGAACCCAAGGGAGGGAUUUGCGACGAACCCGUGCCUGGUUCUCCUGGGUUCGUCUUGAACCCCCUGGGUUCCGCGACUAACCCCACGCCUGGGUUCGUCUCGGAACCCAGGGGAUGGGUUUGCGACGAACCCGCGCCUAGUUUGAGACAAACCAAGCUCCUAGGUUCGUCUCAGAGCCUAGGCGUUGGGUUCGUCGUGAACCCAGGCGCUGGGUUCGUCUCCAAACCCAAGCGCAGGGUUCGUCGCGAACCCAGCUCCUGGGUUUGUCUCCGAAUUGAAGCUGAGGGGAUUUUCGGUUUAGGGGAAAAGAAAAUGAGGAAGAAAAUGGUAAGUAUUUUCUGUUUGUUUCUUUGAUUGGAUGAGGAAUAAUAUAGUUAAGUAUUUUUGGUUUGUUUCUGUGAUUGGAUGAGUAUUUUGGAUUUGUUUCUGUGAUUGGAUGAGGAAGAAGAAACAAAUGUGCUUGGGGCUGGUUGUUUUGAUUAUAAAUUGGUCCUUUAUAU